AUGGUCGAGCCCGCAACAGCAGCGAAAGCUCCCGACGUGACGUGCAGCAGCCUCCAGCAACAGCAACAACAGCAGCAAUUGGCGUACGCUCUCCAAGCGCUCAAGACGUACAACCCGGACUUUGCCCUAACCCCCGAAGUGCUACAGAUCAUGCGCGCCUUCUUCACCGACUUGGAGCCGGACGACCAGGGGACCAUCACCCGCGGUGCAUUGGCUGAGGCGAUUGCGCGACUGGAUCCGAGUCUGGACACGACUCGCCGUAUGCGACAUGACCUGGCGCCAAGAGACGAGCGACUGGACUUUACCGCGUUUUGUGACUGGGUCAUGCGCUGCAAGGCGCAGAAUCCCCAGUCGGUACAGAACGUCUACACGUCGUGGGCGACGCAGAUGGCGGCUCUAGGGGACGGCGAGGGGCUGUUUUUCGAUUUCAGCCAAUCAGAGCGGACGUCAUUUUUGAACGAGACAAUCCCGCUCGAGAUUGUCCACUUGUUACAAAAGCGGAGAGGGGCGCGGAAGUUGCGCGAAGGUGACGAUAGUACGUCGAGGUUGCUCCAUCACGAGGACCACGAGGCAGCUGCGGGGAUCGACUGUGGGAGGUAUCCGGAUAAAACGGGUCCAGCGGAUGAGGAGGUGACGGAUACAGCGGAGCUCGAGCAAGUGGAUACAGCUGUUGAUGCAGUUCGAACGGACCGAAACGGAUCCAUGCUGACAGUCUCCAAGUCGUUUCUUGCUGGUGGAAUGGCCGGCAUUGUUGCCAAGUCGGUCUUGGCUCCUUUGGAUCGCAUCAAAAUCCUCUUUCAAGUAGACGACCAGCGCAAAUUCAAUUUUCGCAAUGCUGUCCGGAUGGCCAAUCGAAUCUACGUGCACGAUGGCUUCUACGCCCUGUUUCGAGGCAAUAUGUUGAACAUCUUGAGAGUGAUCCCGUAUGCGGGAAUACAGCACUCGGGGUUUGAUUUUUUCCGGCACAAGUUCCACGCGUACAAUUUCAAGAAAGCGGAAAAAGAGGGGAGUGCCAAAGUGCCGAAACUCAGUAAUUUGCAGCUUGUGACGGCUGGGUCGCUGGCUGGAGGAGUUUCGUUGAUUGUAGCGUACCCACUGGAUAUUGUACGAGCGAGGUACAUGGUGCAGAUGGGGAAGCACCGCUACACCAGCGUUUGCGAAGCAGUAGUCACGAUGUACAAAGUCGAUGGUAUGCGGUCGUUCUCACGCGGACUUUUGCCGUCGUUGCUUGGUACGCUGCCGUACACUGGAAUUGGGUUUUCGCUGAACGAGCGAUUCAAGACAUGGACGCUUGAGUUUCAGCACCGGCGGUUUGAGCGAAAGCAUGGGGAAUGUGCGCCCGAUUCGGGCCUGAAUACGUUGACCAAAUUUGGUUGCUCGUACCUUGCGGCAUGUAUCGCACAAACCAGCACGUACCCACUAGACACCAUCAGGAGACGUAUCCAAACCGACGGCUACGUUUCGCGAUCGCAGGCACAACUUCGAUACACGGGUGUCAUUUCCACGGCACGCAUCAUUCUCGCACGGGAAGGCUGGCGGGGUCUGUUCAAGGGUGUGUCUGUAAACUGGAUGCGGAGUCCAGUAUCUACGGGUAUCAGCUUAACGACAUACGAUAUAUUAAAGGAGGUGAUGGGAGUCGAAAAGGUAGAGUGA
Peronospora matthiolae is the source of this 1653-nucleotide messenger RNA. Lineage: Eukaryota; Oomycota; Peronosporomycetes; Peronosporales; Peronosporaceae. The record is from the annotation of a GenBank genome assembly.